Molecule: messenger RNA, 25679 nt
Organism: Macrosteles quadrilineatus (aster leafhopper)
Lineage: Eukaryota; Metazoa; Arthropoda; Insecta; Hemiptera; Cicadellidae
Gene: shot
Product: dystonin
Exons: 91
Coding region: 220-25212 (8330 amino acids)
Biological process (GO): intermediate filament cytoskeleton organization; wound healing
Cellular component (GO): intermediate filament; membrane; cytoskeleton
Molecular function (GO): microtubule binding; calcium ion binding; structural molecule activity
Source: RefSeq, a predicted model, not a curated record
CGCCGAAGAAAGAUGGCGACCGAUCAGCUGUUAGUGUUUUUGACGUUUAGUCUGUGUUUGUGAAGUUUUCGGAUACUGUUUUCGAUUUGUUGUGCUGCUAAUUGUUUUAUUGUUUCUGUUGGGAUUUUUUUGCGACAGUUGGAUUAUUUUGUAGCUUUCUAGAGAGCUCUCGGUUUCACCGCCGGGAUCACAGCGAUCCGCUGUGUACUAGUGUGAACGAUGUCGCUGUACAAGUUCGUGAAGACCUCCACCUCCACGCGGGAGGGUCGUGGAGUGUCCCCUGGCCGACUGUUUGUCGAGGGUCGCUCGGAGGACGACCAUGUGAGAUCCAUGGAGGCGGUGUACACCAGGAGGCAUCUGUCCACGGACUACCACGGGAGUGCGGAGGAGUCUAGACACUCUGCGAGACGUCCUGGCGGCGUGAGGAGCGUGACGACCCGGGUGGUGAGGAAGACGACGACGUUGACCAGAGGGGAGGAACGCAGCGUGACCGAGAGUCUGGUCAGGGAAGGUCAUCAGAGGUUGGAGAAUGUGGCGCUGGAGAGGAGUCAUGACCAUCGGGCGAUACAGGCCAAGAGGGCGAAGAUCUCCGACAUUGUCGUGGGCCAGGAGCCGAACGUUUCAGCCAAGGAGGUGCUGCUGAGAUGGGCUCGACGCUCGACAGCCAAAUACCCUGGCGUCCGAGUCAACGACUUCACCUCCUCGUGGCGCGACGGGCUUGCAUUCAAUGCACUCAUACACAGAAACAGGCCCGACCUGAUAGACUGGCGCAGUGUGCGCAGCGUCACCAUCAGGGAGAGACUGGAGCGAGCCUUCUACGUGGCUGAGAGAGAGUACGGCGUCACACGCCUGCUGGACCCUGAGGAUGUGGACACUCAUGAGAUUGAUGAGAAGUCCAUCAUCACGUACAUCUCAUCACUGUACGACGUGUUUCCUGAGCCCCCGGCACUACACCCCCUUUACGACUCUGAGUCACAAACGAAAACGAACGAGUACCGAGAGUUGGCAAGCAUGCUGCAGACGUGGAUCAGAGAGAAGUCUGCGGUGAUGUCCGAUCGCAGCUUCCCCUCUACGCUGAUAGAGAUGAAGAAACUUGCUGCGGACAGCGCGAGGUUCCGCACAGACGAGGUGCCUGUGAGACAACGAGACAAGACGCGGCUGCAACAGCUGUUCAGGGACCUGCAGAAAUACUUUGAGGCAGUGGGUGAGGUAGACCUGGACCCAGAGCUGCAUGUGGAUGUCAUCGACCGCAACUGGAACAGACUCAUGUUGGCUCACCAGGAGCGAGACCAGGCCAUACAGGAUGAAAUCAAGAGGCUGGAGAGACUGCAGAGGCUAGCGGAGAAGGUUCAUCGAGAAAUGAAGAGGUGCGACUCCCGUCUGGAGGAUCUGGAGUCCAGAAUACUGGAGGAGGCGAGGCGACUGGACAGACUACAUCCACUGGACGCUAAACACAACGUGGACAUACUGGAACAGGAGCUGCGCGCCGUGGAGGAGAACAUACAGAGCAUGUUUAGUGAUGUGACCACUCUGCGUGAGGGACGCUACCCUCAGGCCGGCGACCUGGAGAAGAGAGUACAGAAGCUGCACCAGCGCUGGGUGUCUUUGCGCUCGUUGCUGCACCAGAAGCUGAUAACACCACUCAGUACGCUCAGUUUCCCUGUGGUGGAGGAGCGCACAGUCACUCGCCAGACACACACUGUGAUGGAGACAAGACUGGUCGACACAAACACUCACUUCCGAGCACUGCAGGAGGCGAUCGAGUGGUGCCGCACCAAACUGAAACAAAUCCAAGAGGCGGAGUACGGGUCAGACCUGAACUCUACACAAACCGAGCUUGAACUUCACCAGAGGGAACACAAGAUCAUAGAGCAGUUCCAUAGCAAGGUGGAGCACUGCAUCAACGCCAAGAAAAACUUCCAUGGCGACGAGCUGAACCUGUACACGCAGCAUUUGAACAGCCUACAGAAACUGUACGCAGAACUGCUGACGUCCAGCAACAAGCGUCUGUCUGAUCUGGAGACACUGUUGGACUUCAUACAGAGCGCGACCAAUCAGCUGGUCUGGCUCAAUGAGAGGGAAGAGACGGAGGUUACGAGGGACUGGAGUGACAAGGACCUCAAUGUGUCGGCCAUCGAGCAGUACUACGAGCAUACAUUUGGCUCUGGAUAUGAGUCGCUGAUGAGUGAGCUGGAGAAGCGAGAGAUCCAGCUUAGCUCCGUGCAGGACCGAGGCGAGGCGUUGUUGCUGCAACACCACCCGGCCACCAAGUGUAUCGAGGCGUACAUGUCUGCGCUACAGACACAGUGGGCGUGGCUACUACAGCUGACACUAUGUCUAGAGAAACACCUGAAACACACGGCGUACUAUCAGCUGUUCUAUAGGGACGUCAAGGACACCGAGAACUGGAUCAACAAGAGAGACGAGAUGCUCAACACAGUCUACAGUCAGUCAGAGUUCACCCUGGACGAGGGAGAGAGACUGCUCAAGGGUAUGCAGGAGUUGCGAGAGGAGCUCAACACGUACGGCGAGGUUGUGGCAACACUGGCCGAGCGAGCACAGAAUGUGGUACCUCUGAAGCAGCGACGUGCACCCGUCGUUCGGCCACUGCCUGUGCUAGCAGUGUGCUCUUACAAGCAGGACAACAUCGUGAUAGAGAAAGGCGAGCAGUGGGUGUUGCACGAUAACAGCGGCAGAGUGAAGUGGCGCGUGAGCAACGGUAGCAACGGCAGUGACUGCAACGUGCCCGGCGCAGUGUUCCUCAUCCCUCCGCCAGACAAGGAGGCGCUCGACGCAGUGGAGAGGCUCAAGCGCCAGUACGAGCGCACGCUGGCCCUGUGGCAACGCAAGCAGCUGCGCAUGAGGCAGAACAUGAUCUUUGCCACCAUCAAGGUGGUCAAGAGCUGGGAUCUUGCACAGUUCUUAGCGAUGGGUGCAGACCAACGCAAUGCCAUUCGCAAAGCACUCAACGAGGACGCAGGCAAACUGCUUUCCGAGGGUGAUCCAGCCGAUCCGCAGCUGCGCAGACUCAAGCGAGAGAUGGAUGAAGUCAACAGGCUCUUUGACGAGUUCGAGCGCCGCGCUCGUGCCGAAGAGGAGGGUAAGAAUGCGGUGAGGCAGUUGACGGAACAGUUGUCCAACCUGCAACAGAAGCUAGACGAGGCUGAACACACACUGAACCUGCGGCUACAAGCUCCUGUGCCACGGGACCUCGACUCCCUGGAACAUCUUGUCAUCCAGCACAAGGACUUUGAGACUAACCUCAAGAGUCUGACUGGAGAGGUGGACGCUGUCCAGGCCACGCUGCGCUCUGUAACUCGCAAGACACCGCAACUACAAGCCAAGGUGGAUAAGGUACUCACUCAGUGGAACUCUCUCUGGAACUCUUCACAUCUCUACAUUGAGAGAUUGAAGUGUGUGGAAAUCAUUCUCACGGGACUCGACGAGUGUAACAACGUCAUCUCUGAGUUUGAGCUAAAACUCGCUGCCUUCCAAGAAAUGCCUUCAGAGUUUGAGAGUUUGCAGACGGUACACAAACAGCUGGUGUCGCUGCAGAAGGAGGUGGCUGCGACACAGCCGUCCAUAGAUCAGCUGGUCGAGGACUCUCACAACUGUCGUCGUCUGGUGGAGAAGUCUCGCAGCCACGUACACCACGGCGGUCCACACAUUGACCUUGACAGGGUAGACACUGAUGUCAACCGAGUUGUACAGAGGUGGAAUAACAUCUGUUCUCAACUCGUUGACAGGGCACGCAGCUGCGAGGCAGCAUUCAACUUACUGUCCAAGUUCAAGAACUCGUACCAGUCGGAGGUGACGAUCAUAGACGAGAGCUACAAACAACUCAACUCCAUUCCAGCCGUGCAAGUGAAGGAAACCAUUGACCUGACUAAGACGCUGUAUACGUCAGUGCUGGAGCGAGCCCCGGCAAUGGAACAAGUUAACAUGGACGGCGGCCGCUUUAUACGGGAGGCAAAGAUCUACGACGCAGGCCUGACCCGCUACAUGGAAUGGCUGACGGAGGAGGUCCACCCUAGUCUGGACGCUGGGUCGCGCAAGAUGGCGCGGCGCGAGGGUGGCGCAGAGCUGACGGCGAGGGAGCUCGAUGUUCUCAACCACCGGUACGACAAACUGUUGGAGAUACUUUACGAGAGGCUGCAACGCAUCGCUAAGACUGACCCUCAACUUCAGGCGGAGCUUGCAGACAUGAUGCCUCGGCCAAUCAGAACGUUCAGAACAGAGUUCAGCAUCCACGAACACUCCAGCGAACAAACCAGAUAUUCCUCUACCACCAGGUACUCUUCAGAUACAGUGGACUCGACACAGCUCAACUCUAGUGAAAAAAUUUCAAAAUCGUUCGCGAGUGUGAAAGUGUCGAAACCCGCCAACAGUCGCGAAGAAUCCCCUGCAAAAUCUUUUCCCGACACGGUCAACGAAACAGUCAAAAUAGGUAACAAAGUGUCAACAAAUGGCGAAUCUAGUCCAGCAAAAUUUAGUACUAUGCAAUUCUCGGAAAUCCGAUCGUUGAAGCGGAUAAACAGGGUGGAGGAAGGAAUCGGAACGGACAAUGCGGAUAUCAUAGAGACUCCGGGAAUAAUCCACCCUCAGACCGGUGAAGUGUUGACUGUCGGGGACGCUAUUAGGUUAAGGGUGUUAGAUGUUCGGACUGGUAGAAUCAACAUGGUUGUGAAUUCGAAAACAGUGUCUGUUACCAUAGAAGAAGCUGUGGAGCACGGUCUAGUCAAUCCUACACUAGCGGAUCGGUUGUUAGGUCCGUGUGGAAUAGUGGAGGACGAGUCAAAACCCCAGCUGUCCCUCCUGGAAGCCAUCCAGAGGGAACUGUUGGACGCAGAGCGAGGACCUGCGGAAAGAGCAAAGGUAAGACAACCAGAAGAGAGAGGGGUUAGCAUUGCUGACGCUGUACGUGGAAACGAGAUAGAUCCGGAAACCGGUCUGUACUUGUUGAAGAACGGGAAGAAGAUAAGUCUGAAAGAAGCAUUCCAGUUAGGUUUAUUAAGAAAAGAUACAAAAGUCAACAAGAGGAAAGGUGUCGCAUUGGCUGAUGCAGUUGUGCAAGGAAUCGUGGACGAACGAACGGGACAGAUUGUGGAUAGGUACACUGGAGAUAAAUAUCCUGUGGAAGUGGCAAUAGAGAAAGGUCUCAUCGACCCUGACUUGAGAGAAGUAGUGGAGGUGGUAGGAGAUACCAAAGUGACUGUGGAUGAAGCAUUGAAGUCAGGCCUACUGAAGGAUGGCAAGUACAUGCAUAGCUUGUCUCAGGAGAAACUGCCUUUGAGGGAAGCUAAGAGGCGUCAACUACUAAUUAAACCGAUGACACUAAAAGAUUGUGUUGAUUUAGACGUGUUUGAAGACGGAUAUGUGAAAACUCCUACACAUAGAGCUAAGGUUACCAUCUUGGAGGGGAUAUCUCUCGGAGUUCUGGACAGUGACUCAGCCAAAUCUGUCACAGACACUAGAACUGAAGAGCUUUUGACUCUCUCAGAGGCACUUACUGAAGGUAUAAUUUUGCCUGAAGGAAAAUUUGUAGAUUUAGCUUCUAAUGAAGUAUUGACCAUUCCAGAAGCCGUAGAUAAGGGGUACAUAACUUCUGUAUCUAUUAAAUCCAUUUUUGAUAUCGAUGGCUUUAAAGAUCAAAAUACCGGUGAAUUUGUCAGUUUAAAUACGGCUAUCCAAAAAGGGAUAGUGAAAAAUUCUGAAUAUGUAAUAGACUUCAAGUCAGGAAAAACAAUCCCCCUUGAUGAGGCUGUGAAAUUAGAAUUAGUCCGUCCUGAAGUACUAGAAAUGCUGCAGAGAAAGAUAGGAAUAAAGUCAGGUGGCAAAGAGUUAACUGUGUUGGAAGCAGUUUUUAAACAGUAUUUAGACCCAAAGACUGGAAUUGUUAUGGAUAAAAAGACCAAAAAAGGUGUUCCUUUGGAUGAAGCAGUAAGGAAGAAGUUAAUAUCACCUGAAGGAGCGGCAUUAUUAAACAGUCUAUUAAAUAUCACUCUUACUACACAGACAGUUACCAAAACAAUAAAGCGCUACUCAACCAGUGUGACUGUGGCGGAAUCUUCGAAACUUGUAACAUUUGGUGAAGCCAUUAGGAAAGGUCUGAUUGAUGAAAAUACUCAAAUGUUCAAAGAUGAAAGUACCGGAAGAUUUAUGCCUGUUGAAGAUGCCGUUAAGGAAGGUUUGCUAGGAUUCCAAUCAGACUUGGGAAGCCCCAGUAGUAGUUGCUCCUCAAGAGAUGAAUCACCAACCAAAGGUUCACCGACGAAGAAACGAUCACCAAUCAAGGAAAGUGUCAAGAGAGCCCUAGAUUCAUUAUCUAGAACAGGAUCAGUCUCGCCCACGAAAAAGUCAUCGGGCGAGAGUUCUCCUGAAAAACAUGCAAAAAUGUCAGAAGAAUUUAUUGUAAAAGAGAAACUCAAAACAGAACGACAGGUGUUUGAACUUCCUCCUGAAGGGUGGUACCUCGGUGAAGCGAUAGAGCAGCAUCUGUUUGAUCCAGUCACUGGUCUUUUCAUCAUUCCAGGUACUGACAGGUUGGUUUCAUUUGAGGAAUGUAUUAAUCUUGAAAUUAUCAAUCGCAAAUCAGCGAUGGUUGUAGAUCCUAACAAAACAAAAAACAUAACUUUGACAAAAAGCCUUGAAAAAAGAAUACUUGACUCAACAGGCCAUUACUUCUUACAGGAUGGCAAGAAAAUUACAAUGAAAGAAGCAAUAGAAAAGAAGCGUGUAAUAUUGGAAGCUAGAAUGGAUAUAAAGCCUACCUCACAUAGAUUAAUUCAGGUAACAAAAGUGACUGGAAAGCCAGAUAUUAUUGAAGUUUCAGAAUCAGGUACGGACAGAACAACGUUCAAGGAAAUCAAACCUAAUGACAAUGAAUCCAACAUUGAGCCACUUCAAGUUGCUCCUGGUGUCAUUUUUGAUCCUGCGACUGCCUUGGUAAUUUUUACUGACAAUGGUAAAGCCGACAAUUUACUAGAUGCUGUGAAAGAAGGUAAAAUUGAACCCAGUAAAGUAAAAGUUAAAGAUCCAAAUACUGGCAAUGAAGUUAAUAUCAACGAAGCAAUCAAGAAAGGUAUAAUUGAUAAAAAUAGCGGUGAUUACAAAGAUAAAUCUGGUAGAAAAAUAAGCUUUGCAGAUGCUGCUAAGUUCGGUGUUGUAGCUGUUUUAGGAGCUCCAUUAGUUGCUGUGAGUAAAGCUGCGAAAAUGAUCCAAAAAGCGAUGGUUGUAGAUCCGAAAACUGGAGAAGAAAUACCAAUUGAAGUUGCUUUUGAAAGGGGUUUGGUUGACAAAGAGACAUUGGCUAAAUAUGAGCAAGCUAUGGAAGUGGAUGAUGAGGGAGGACUUUCCCCGGUCAAGUCGGUUCAAGUUGGAGAUAUAACCUUAACAGACACAAACCAGGCUGUAAAACCUGUACAUUCUGAACCAAGCAGCCUUCAAUCUAAAGAGCAGCCUAAAUACAAGACAUUAGAUACAUCCUUUAUAUCUUUGGAAGACGACACAAGACCAUCUGAAGCGGAGUUAACUAGAGCAAGAGUUACCACCGAACCUAAAUAUAAAGUGUCUAUUGGCCGGGCUCGAUCCCUGUCUCAGAGCCCCGAUAGAGAGGCCAAACCAGUUGUCUUGCAGAAAAUGCGGAAGAAAAUCGUUAAACCUAAAGAUGCCGUUGAUGUAGGCAUAAUAGAUAAAGAAACAGCAGAGAUUUUAGAAAAGCCUGAAAGUUAUCAAACUAGAAGCGGAGAAAAACUCAGCCUAUCUGAGGCUAUCAGUUUGAAAACCUUAGAUGGAAACACUGGCGCAAUAAGAGAUCCCCAAAGUGGAGAGUUACUUACAAUAAAAGAAGCGAUGGAGAAAGGUAUCCUGGACUCAGCAGGGUCUUCAGGUAAACUUUUGAUUCCGAUUGCAAGAAGUCUUUCCAUACCAGCUGUUUUAGAACAAGGUCUGUACGAAAAUGGUAAAAUUGUGCAUCCAGAGACUGGAGCUCAUCUCUCUCUUAGAGAAGCGAUACUGUGUGAAAUUGUUGAUCCAAACUCAAAAAUAACUGAUCCAAACACAGGAAUAAAAAUGACAUUGGAAGAAGCAAUUGCCAAAGGAAGUAUCGAUGAUGAAAAGACUAGAGUAAAAACUAGAAGAGGGUCCCUAGAUUUGUUGACUGCAGUUGCUGGUGGGUUGUUUGAUAAAGUUGAUGAGAGGAAAGGACUUGAUCAGCUUCCACCAGCAGGAAUGACAUUUCCUGUGGCCUUGAAGAGAGGGUUGAUUGACCCAGAUUCUCAGGAAGUUGUUCAUCCGGUUACUGGUAUAAGAAAACCAGUGCAUGUAGCAAUUCAAGAGGAUUUUAUCAUGGCGUUACCUUGUCCAGUUUCUCCUGACUGCAUGCAGGUGACUGAUGCUUUAAAUUCAAGACUCAUUGACAGUGAAAAGGGUAUUUUUAUCCACCCCAAGACUGGAGAAGAAAUCCCAAUUUCUGAUGCUGUGGAGAUGGGACUACUUGUACUAAAACCACCAACUGAUGAAAUUGGAGGGCCAAUAACCUCGAUUACUGAGACUGUAAAGAGUUUUGAAACUAUUACAACUAAAACAAUUGUGCUUCAACAAGGUUUUACUUUAAUCGGUCCUGACACAAUUAAAAAUAUCAACACAGGAGAUGUGUUGUCUUUAGAUGAUGCUAGAAGGAAAGGAAUUGUUAAGGAUGAGUCGGUAACAAAAGAAGAAUCGUCCUCAGUUAAUCAGGAUAGAGGGAACGGCAGUAAUUUGAAAGAGUACACCAAAGAUGCUGAAUGCAACUUAGUCAAAGGAAAGUCUUUGCAGAAAGGUGCAGACUCAGCAAUUCCAGAUACGGAAACAACAGAAGGAAACUUGAUUGCAAAACAACAAGUUGCCAUUGAAGAAGCUUUCAACAGUAUUUAUGAUGAGAAAUCAAGGAAAUUCAAAGAUCCAAAAUCACCUAACAAACUGUUGACAUUUAAAGAAGCCUUGGAUGCUAAAUUAAUAGACCCUGAAGCAAUGAUUGUUGAUGUGAAUACAGGAGAGCCCAUAACUACAAGAGAAGCUGUAGAAAGAGGUAUUAUUGAUCCGAAAACUGGAGCCUUGAAGGAUAAAAAAUCUGGUGGCAGUUUAAGUGUAAAAGAAGCUGCAAAACUGGGUCUGUUGGCAGUAGUGGGGGCUCCAAUUCUUGCUGGUAAGGCAGUUGCUGAUGCUGUAAAAAGUUUAAAGAAGAGCAAAUCCCCUGAAAGAAAGAAGUCUGUGGAAAUCCCUGCAACACAGAUUACAAUUAGAACAUCGAAAACUCCCUCACCGCCUAGAGAAAUUCCAACAAAAAGUAUACCUCUUAAAGAAGCCAUUCAUUCUGGUAAAAUUCAACCUGAUCAAUGUUUUGUCACUGUACCUGUCGCUGGAGAAACAAAACGAAUCUCUGUAAAGGAUGCUCUUGAUAGAAAUCUAAUUAGUCUGAACAAUCCUAUUGAAGUUCUUGGGCCCGCUGAAAUAUCAGUUGUAGAUGAGAAAACAAAAUACAAAGUAUCCGUCACUAAACAUUUAAACCCCAAAGAAUUAGCAUUAAGAGGUGCUUAUGACUUGAAAAGUGCUGAAUUUCUUGACCCUAAAACAGGUGAAGCUGUUGAUUUCAGUGAUCUUGUUGGGGAAAGUAACGUAUUUGACCCUCAAAUGAUAACAGUGAAAGAUCCACAAACUGGGGAACGCAUAUCUUUAGAAGCAGCCCUUGCAGUUAAUUUGAUUGACCCUGAAACAGGCAGCAUAACAGAUCCUGAUACUGGAAAAAUAAUACCUUUCUUUGAGGCACUCAAGCUUGGAUGGGUGGUACAGACUGGUGAUCAAACUAAAAAGACUCAAAAGAAGGCAGAACCUGGAAUAUCACUCGUUGAUGCAGCUCAAAGUGGUAUUUUCAAUGCAGCAACUGGAGAAGUUAAAGAUCCAAAAACCGGUGAAGUUUUAAGCUUAGCAGAAGCUCUGGUAGUAGGAGUGAUUGAUCCAGAUCUCAUCACCAUCAGAAACCCAGCAAAUGAUGACCUUCUCUCAUUGGCUGAAGCUGUUGAUUGUGGCAUCGUGGAUCUCAACCGGGGUGUUAUCAUCAAUCCUGAGACAAAACAAGAAACAAGUAUGAAAACUGCUUUGAAUGAAGGCUUCUUGAUAUCUGGUUUAAGAAAACCCAUCUCCCUGGAGCCUGUGAUUAAAAAGGGAUGGUACACUUCUUCGGGUAAAAUACUAGAUCCUUUAACAAAGAAAGAGAUUGAUGUUAAUGAAUCUGUUAAAAGAGGAAUUGUUGACCCAUUCAUAACUGAAUGCAAAGAUACAAAAGAAAAUAAAUUCAUUACUCUCGAUGACGCCUUGACUACAAAAUUAAUUGAUUCUGAGGCUGGAAAAUUGAAAAAUAAUGUUUCAGGUGUUUUAGUAUUGUUGGAUACUGCUGUGGAACAAGGAUUGAUCCGUACAAACAGUGUAUCUUUUCCUCUCAUAGAUGCAAUAGUUCAAGAGUAUUACUCCCCUAAAAAUGGAAAACUACUAAAUCCCUGCAUUGGAGAAGAGCAAACUUUAAGAGAAGCGAAUAACUGCAAAUUCAUUGAUUACAGUUCGGUUUUAGUCAAAGAUGCACACAAUGACAAAGUCUUAUCAGUACCUGAGGCCGAACGUGUCGGGCUAUUGGACAGUGAUAAAGGUGUUUUGAAAUAUCCUGUACAGAUGACAUUAGACACAGCAUACGAGAAGGGAUAUUUGUUGACAACUCAAAAACCAUUGUCUCUCCAAGAAGCUCUAGCUCAAGGUUGUUAUGACUCAAAAACCGGAUUGAUGGUUAUGGGAGACGAAGACAAAAUAACUCUUGAAGAAGCCAUGAAAAUAGGAGAAGUCAACCGAAAUGCUUUAACUGUAAAAGAUCCAAGAUCCGGUGACAUAAUUACUCUGUCCGAUGCAAUAAAGAUUGGUGUCGUUGAUCCAAAGGCAGGCACAGCCACUGACCCGACAAACGGGGCAGAAAUGCACUUCUAUGAUGCUUUAGACAGAGGUUUAAUUGUCCCUGCUAAAAGAAAGUUUUCUCUACCAGAAGCAGUAUUCAAAGGAUUUUACGACCCUGUAUCCGGUAGGUUUACAAGUCCAGAAACUAGGGAAAAACUACAAACAGACAGAGCGAUUAGAAGAGGUAUAAUAGAUCCAGCGUCUACCAUGGUGAAGGUUGAUGGUAAAGUAAUGACCUUUGAGCAUGCUGUUGAGGACGGUAUUGUGGACGCCAAAAGUGGAACAAUCAAGUUUGAAAAUAGAAAAUUGGACUUCCAGGAAGCUUUUGAACAAGGGCUGCUAAUUGAAGUUCGGCGUCCUAUAACGUUGAAUGAAGCAAUUUUGAAAGGUAUUUACGAUGAAAGAACUGGUUUGUUUGUUGACCCAGCAACAGGUGACCGAUUAACUCUGCAACAAGCUAUUCAGUUAUGUCUCAUUGAUCCUGAUUCAGUUCAUGUCAAGGACACUAGAAGUGGUUUCCUGAAAAAACUAAAUCUUUCUGAAGCAAUAAAACACGGUUUUGUCGAUGGAACUACAGGUAAAAUUAAAGAUUUUUCAAAAAGUGGAGCGGAAGUUUCAGUCAUUGAUGCUUUUGAAUCUGGUUUGCUUGUUGACAGCAAAGCAGCAGUUUCGAUCCAGCGAGCCAUCCAUCAAGGACUGUAUGAUGAUCAGUCAGGAAAGUUCACAGAUCCUAACACAGGGAGGAAAAUCACACUUCACGAAGCGAUACGGAGGUUCAUCAUCAAUCCUCUUCUUCCAUGUUAUUGGGAUAAGAAACCUGAAAAACUUCUGUCCCUUGUGGAAACAUGUAGAGCAGGAAUAAUUGACCGAAGAGCUGGCAUGUUUAAAGAACCUGGAGCAAAUUGCACAGUGUCACUUUCUGAGGCAAUGGAAAUCGGACUUAUUGUUGAUAUUGAAAGUGCUGGAUUUGGUCUGUACGAAGCAAUUUCCAUGGGACUAUGUGAAGAGGGAAAAGUUGUACAUCCGUCAACAGGUAGAAAACUCACUUUGUGUGAUGCUGUAAAAGAAGAACUUAUUAAUCCUGUAUCUUCAAUAGUUAAAAAUACAAAAACUGGGAAAUACAUGAAAUUGCCAGAAGCUGUAGAAAUGGGACUGAUAGAUGACAUUGUUGGAGUAUAUCAAGUACCUGAUACAGGAAAGAUUCUAACACUGCAAGAAGCAAAGAAAAGAGGUUUGAUCGUGCCAUCGAAAAAACCUCUCAGCAUAGAAGAAGCAGUAAAAUGUGGGUUGUUCAGAACAGAUAGUGGUAAAUUUGCUGACCCUGAAAGUGGAGAGUUCUUUGAUCUACAUGAAGCCAUCAAUAAGGGUCUCAUAAAUGCGGAGACAACUGCAAUCAAGGAUCCAGUCACAGGUCAGCUAAAGAGUGUAAAUGCUGCAAUUGAAGAUGGAACUAUUGACAUCUCUAAAGGAAGAGUUUUAGAUCCAAAAACCAAACGGUCAUACUCCUUGGACACAGCUUUGCAAAAGGGCAUUUUAGUCACAGUUGAAAAACCACUAACAUUCCAACAAGCCGUCAGAAGGGGUUCAAUCGAUUUCCUCAAAGGAACUUUUAAGGAUCCCAGAAGUAUGAGAGAGUGCACCUUGGAGGAAGCUAUUCAGUUUGAACUCAUAGAUCCUGAAUCAGCUGUUGUCAAAGAUCCGAAAACCGGGAACUUUUUGACAUUAAAGAAAGCAAUAGCCGACGGACUCAUAGAUUUGAACAAGAGAGCAGCUCUUGACCCACAAACAGGAAAAGCUAAGAGCUUAUGCAUAAUGUUUGAGCAAGGAACAGUUGUGUUCUUGCGAGAACCCAUGUCAUUCGACCAAGCAAUCGAACAAGGCCACUUGGACACAUCCACAGGUAAAUUCACUGAUCCACAAUCCAAAGAAGUCCUUACACUAAAAGAAGCCAUUACAUUAGGACUAAUCGAUCCCGAUUCUGUUCUCGUCAAAGACACUGCUAAGAAGAGACUGCUGAAACUCCCUGAAGCCUUCAGAAAGGGUGUGAUGGAUUCUGAAAAAGGAAAUGUAGUCGAUACGUCCACUUCAAAAUUACACUCGUUGCCGAAUGCAAUCGAAAUUGGUUUAGUGACGACACACGGUCUGUCUUUGAUAGAAGGUCUCGAUUACGGUCUGUAUAACCCCACCACAGGGAGUUUUACCGAUCCGUUUUGUACGAGUGGGGGCGUGAUGGAGCGAAGGCGUUUGAACCUAACAGAGGCUAUCAAGUCAGGCCUGAUUGACACUUCGACUAGUGUUGUGAAGGAUCCCGCCACUGGAGACAUUUCCACUGUGCAAGAUGCCAUUGCUAGAGAGGCCAUCGACCCUGUGGCGGGCAGGAUGCUUGAAACUACCUCAGGCAAACCUAUAGACCUGCUGAAGGCCAAAGAGAGGGGAUACAUCAUACCAGCUGAGGCCAGGCAAGCAAUGGAGGAGAAGUAUCGUCUAUGUGACGACACGCUGUCACAGCUGCUCGCGUGGAUUGCAGAAGUUGAGGAUCGUCUCGCCAAUCAAGACGUUGCGCAAGAAGAUGUCGACCAACUCCGCAACCAGAUCAACAUCUUAAAGCUGGUGAAGGAAGAGCUGGAGUCUCAGUCUCGUCCGAUCGCCAACUGUCUGGACCAAGUACGAGUAGUCGUAACCACCGGAGGGGAGUAUCUGUCAAGGGAUGAGGUCGUCAGCCUAGAGAAGAACGGCAAGUCACUGCGUUCACGUUACGAUCGCGCCAACGACCGUACCGACAAGCUACUGCGUCGUCUCACUGCCGCAAAGGACGAGCUCAAUAAGUUCAAGUCUGAGCUCACAACAUUCACUGCUUGGCUGGAGAAGGCGCGGCGCACGCUGGAGGACAGGGAGCGCUCGCUUGCUAACCUCAACAAGAUGGACGCUAGUCACGAGUCAACCAGGGACUUUGUGUCGGAUGUGAUCGCCCACCAGGCAGACCUGCGGUUUAUCACCAUGGCCGCACAGAAGUUCUUUGACGAAUCAAAGGAAUACCUGACAUGUCUCAACGAGUUCCGCACAUCGCUGCCAUCGCGACUGCCUCACGUGGAGCCAGUGGCACCGCAAGACUCAGCUGUCCGCAACACUGUGCAGACAAUCAGCUCUCAGUACCGCGACCUGCUGAGUCGAGCCAACGCUCUGAGUGACAAACUGAGCGGUGUCGGCGGACGACAACGGGAAUACCGCGACGCCCUUGACAAGGCCCGAGCGUGGAUGAGGGACGCAGAGCCAAGGGCAAACAAGAUCCUGUCCGAGCCACUGGCCGCAGACCCUCACACUCUGGAGGAUCAGCUGAGCCGAGCCAGGACACUCAACAAUGAGUUUGUGGCUCAGGGACGUCUCAUCGACAACGCCAAGCACGCCGUAGAGUCUCUAGUGCGAGCGGUGGAAGGCCAAGUGUCGUCUGCAGAGUUGGCAGCAUUGCAGGAGCCAGUGAGGGAGUUGGAGCUCAAGUAUCGCCAACUGUGCGACGGACUGGCCGAGAGGUGUCAGCAGUUAGAGACAGCACUAGUACAGAGUCAGGGAGUGCAGGAUGCUCUGGACGGACUGCUGGCCUGGCUAAACUCUGCGGAGAACACACUCAAGGACAUGACGAGACCUGUGAGUCUGCAGAAGGAGCGACUGGAGGACAGAUUGCGGGAACAUCGAGUGUUACAGUCUGACAUUGACUCUCACCAGUCGAGUGUGGAGAGUGUCAGUCGCACUGCGCAGGAGCUCGUCAACACAGCUUCCAACCCAAGACUGGCUAAGAAGAUCGAGACCAAGACAAGGGAUGUGGUCACCAGGUACGAAAAACUACACGACAAAUGUACUCGACUCGGAGAGAGCUUCUCAGAAAUUCACCAUGCUUUGAGUGCGUUCAGCGGCGAAGCUGCAGAACUAGAGAGGUGGCUCAGCGAGGCUACUGAGUCGGUGAGCGAGGCUACAACUGUCGCGAGGCUAGACGAGAUUGCCAAGCAGCGAGAUGCUCGCCGUGACCGUCUCGAGGCUACAUUGCGCGACGGACGUGCUUUAGUCAGCAAGAAAGAUGUGACGGACACCGGCAACGUCAGAGACAGAGUCAAGGGUCUGGAAAGCCAAUGGAGAGAGCUCAAUGCUCUACUAGAAGACCACCAGAGGUUGGGCAAGGCCAGAUCAGAGCAGUUACUAGCCUAUGAGAAGCUACGAGACCAAGUACUGGCUUGGCUCACUCAGACCGAGACACGAGUAGCGAGACUAGAGCCUGUGGCCCUGGACAUGGACACCAUCAAGCGACAAGUCGAUGAACUUAAGCCUCUCAUAAAGGAACACCGAGACUACGGCAUGACCAUAGACAAGGUGAUGGACCUCGGCAAUGCUUACGACGCCCUCACUCGUCCAGAGUCGCCCACCAGACGCAGGAGUUCCGUUAGUCCUGUCAAGCGAGUGUCUGUUACAGCUAGUCCUAUGAGGAGGACGUCCCAGGACGGGUCUCCUUCCCCCACCAAGGUGUCCGGAUUUGGACUCCAAAGUCCUGUUUCUCCUGGUGGCUCAAGCGGCUUUGGCAGUCGCAGAUCUUCUCAGGAUGGAUUCCACCUAGAAGAGAUGAGCCAAGUGCAAACGGAGUUGACAGAGAUGAGCCAUCGCUACACAAUGCUCGGCACGAAGCUGACAGACCGACAGUCGGAGCUGGACGUGACGAGAGAAGAGCUGCGUAAACAGCUGGAGCACCUCAAACAGCUGGCGCAGUUCCUGGACAAAGUUCAACGCUCUCUGCCCAAGGAGAGUGUGCCGAACAGUAAGGAGGAUGCGGACAAGACAGGCAAACUGCUCAAGAGUAUCCUGGAGGACAUGUAUGAGAAGCAGUCGCUGCUCGACAGCACCCGCAGUGGGGUCAGCGACCUUAUCAAACGUAAACCUUCAGCCAUCGGAGCUGACACUCUGCACGACCAGCUCACCGACAUCACCUCACGCUGGAAGAGUCUCAACGACAUCUGCAGGAACAGGAUACAACUGAUGGAGGAUGUGAAGGACUUCCACGACACUCAUGACAGUUUGUCCAACUGGCUGGCUGCGAAGGAGCGUAUGAUGACUGUCCUAGGACCGAUCUCGUCCGACUCUCGCAUGGUCCAGAGCCAAGUGCAGCAAGUUCAGGUGAUGAGAGAGGAGUUCCGAACACAACAGCCACAGCUGACACAUCUGACAACAGUUGGCGAGAGUGUGCUGUCGCGAGCUCCAAGUUCCGACGUCCAAGGCAAGCUGACGCGAGUGACAGCUCAAUGGGCUGACCUGUUGGGCAGACUGGACGAGAGGUUGGCCAGCCUGGGCGCAGCCGCCGACACCAGCAGGGAGUUUGAUGCUCAGUUGGUACGCCUGCGAGACACACUGCAAGGCAUCUCCGACCAACUGGACGACAUUCCAUUGGACAGGGAGCCUGAGGAACAACUUAGGAAGGUCCAGAUGCUAGAGAGACAACUAGAAGGAGUGAGACCGCUGCUAGCAGACGCUGAGGCAGCUGGCGCUCAACUGUGUGACGUGUUGAGUGACCCGGCGUCUCGUGCAGAGAUACAAGGGAAGCUACAGGCCGUCAACAGACAGUACAACACUCUACAGAAGAAACUGGAUCUGCGCAAGGCGGAGAUUGAGGGCUCACUCAGAGAUGGCCGUCAGUUUGAAGCGACCUGUGCUAAGACGCUGGGCUGGCUGUCGGAGGAGCUCGGCUCACUGUCUGAGAGAUUAUUGGUAUCAGCUGAUCGUGAAGUGCUGCAGCAACAAGUCGACCAUCACGAGCCAAUCUAUAAGGAGGUGCUGCACAAGGAACAUGAGGUGAUCAUGUUGCUGAACAAAGGUCGGGAACUGUUGGGCCGCAACAGCGGGUCUCAACGCAACGACACUCGCAACCUCCAGCGAGAUCUGGACAAGAUACAGCAACACUGGGAGAAACUGAGGAAGGACGUUGUAGACCGACAGACCAGACUGCAAACCUGCUUGGAACACUGCCGCAAGUACUACAGAGCUUUGGAGGCGUUUAUCCCUUGGCUCUCACAAGCGGAGAACAAAGUGGACUCGCUGCGGCCGGACAGUUUCAAGCGGCGCGAUGUAGAGAAGCAGCUCCGAGAGUUGUCUGCGUUCCGCAACGAUGUCUGGAAGAAGUCCGGAGAGUUUGAGAACCUGAGGACUCUCGGAGAAACGUUCUUGUCUGCUUGCGAUGUUGACAAGGAGAUUGUCAAGCAAGAGUUGGCUGCAGUCAAGGCCCGUUGGGACAAACUCAACAACGAGUUGCUGGAGCGCACACAGUGGCUGGAGGAGACUUCACGUCGUCUGCUAGAUCUCUCGGAACAGCUGAGAGACCUUGGCCAUGCUGUACAGAGGUGUGAAGACAAGCUAGCUUCACAUGAUGCUCUAGGUGGAGCAGCCAGGGACCCUAAGAUGCUUGACAGGCUCAAGGGGUUGAGAGAAGAAACGAUUGGGCUGCGUAAGCCGCUAGCAACAGUGCGACAGACAGCCAAUGACUUGGCAGCCGAGGCCAACGAUGCGGGAGUGCCGGGAGGAGCUCAACUACAAGAUGAUGUAGAGGGGUUGGCCGAGAGACUUGACGAGCUCCAGGCGAGACUGGACGACCGCUGCUCUCAACUACAGAGUGCGGCCACCGCUCUUACACAGUUCAACGAGCAAGUGAAGGCGUUAGGACAAGAUUUGUCUGGUCUUGAGAACGAGCUGGAUGCCAUGAAACCUCCGGCCCGAGACGUAAAAACUGUGCGCCAACAGAUAGACGACGUCAACAAGCUCAUUACUAAGAUCGUUCAUGCCAGUGAUGAGGUAGCCAAUGCAGUAUCUGCUGGAGAGAGGCUGGUAGACAACGGACUGACGCCAGAUGCGGCGCAGACACGAGAACAGACAGAGGCGCUUGGCAGACAGCUGGCGCGACUGGACGAGCGCGCUCGCACCAGGGAACAAGACCUGGAGAGUGUACUCAACAAACUACAGCAGUUCCUGCAACGCCAGGCUGAUGUGCUUGAAGAUAUACAACAGGCGUCAGAGGAGGUGAGGAGACUCAAGUCUGUGGGCUCUGAGGUUGAAGUGAUCAAGGCGCAGCAGGAGGAGUUUGCGCAGUUCCGCACACAAGUAGUAGAGCCAAUCGCCAAGACAGUGGACGAGGUGAACCGCCUCGGCUCUGGUCUGAUACAGUCUGCGGCCGGCGGAGUCAACACGUCAGGCCUGGAGAAGGACCUGGAGAAAGUGAAUGACAAAUGGAACACACUCAAGGAUAAGCUGAACGAGCGAGACCGCAAGCUAGACGUAGGUCUGCUGCACUCAGGCAAGUUCCAGGAGGCGUUGGAUGGACUUGCCAAAUGGCUGACGGACACUGAGGAGAUGGUGGCCAAUCAGAAACCCCCAUCAGCUGACUACAAGGUGGUCAAGGCACAACUACAGGAACAGAAGUUCCUCAAAAAGAUGCUGCUAGACAGACAGAACUCGAUGUCUUCUCUGUUCGCGAUGGGCAGUGAGGUAGCAGCCGGCGCAGACCCGAUGGAGCGCAAGGCCAUCGAGCGCCAACUCAAGGACCUGAUGACACGGUUUGACAACCUGACGGAGGGAGCUGAACAGAGAUUCGAGGCUCUGUCUCAGGCUAUGGCGGUGGCCAAACAAUUCCAGGACAAACUGGUGCCCAUCGUAGAGUGGCUGGAGAAGACUGAGAAGAAAGUCAAGGACAUGGAGUUGGUACCCACAGAUGAGGAGAAGAUCCAACAGAGGAUACGCGAACAUGAUGCAUUGCACAAGGACAUCCUCCGCAAGAAGCCCGACCUCACCGAACUUACCGAGAUUGCAUCUGCGCUGAUGGCUCUGGUGGGUGAAGACGAGGCUGCCGUAGUAGCAGACAAGACGCAAGACACAGCCGAGCGGUACGCCACGCUGGUAGACCACAGUGACCAGCUGGCCCAACUGCUACAAGCAUCGCGCGCCGGACUGCGUCACCUGGUACUUAGCUACCAGGACCUGCAGGCCUGGAUGGAGGCUAUGGACCAAAGACUGGCUAAGUACAGAGUGCUGGCUGUACACACGGAUAAACUGCUGCACCAGAUGGAGGAUCUAGCGGACUUGACAGAAGAAGUAGCCAACCACCAAGGAGACGUUGACGGCACAGUGGACUCGGGUCUGGAACUGAUGAAACACAUCUCCAACGAUGAAGCCAUCCAACUUAAGGACAAACUGGACUCUCUGCAGAGACGAUACAACGACCUUACCUCUCGCUGCAAUGACCUGCUCAAACACGCUCAGGAGGCGUUGCCGCUAGUACAGCAGUUCCACAACUCGCACAACCGUCUGGUUGACUGGAUGUUGGGAGCCGAGGGACAACUGUCUGUGGCCGAGCCUCGUGAGGACGACAUACAGCGACUCGAGCAGGACAUUCAAGAGUUCCGCCCAGUUCUGGAGAACAUCAACCUGAUUGGUCCACAGUUGUGUCAGAUCUCUCCAGGAGAAGGCGCCUCGACCAUCGAGGGACUAGUAACCCGAGACAACCGAAGGUUUGAUGCCAUUGCUGAGCAGAUACAGCGCAAGGCUGAGCGCAUACACCUAUCGAAACAGCGUUCCAUGGAAGUUAUCGGUGACAUUGAUGAGUUGCUGGACUGGUUCCGUGAAGUGGAGGCGCAACUGAGAGAAGCGGAACCUCCGAGCGCAGACCCUGAUGUGAUCCGAGUGCAGCUCAAGGAGCACAAGGCACUCAAUGACGACAUCGGCAGUCAGAAGUCACGAGUCAGAGAUGUCAUCUCUACUGCAAAGAAGGUGCUGCGAGAGUCAGCUCAACACGAGGACACCAGCACCAUCAGAGAAAAAAUGGAGGACCUCAGAGAGAACAUGGAGACAGUCUCGAGUCUCUCACGAGACCGGCUGGAGAUACUUGAGCAGGCGUUGGCGCUUGCUGAGCAUUUCUUAGAGAGUCACACGGAACUGAGCACCUGGCUUGACGAGAUGGAACGUCACGUGAGCAUGUUGGCCAUGCCUGCACUGCGGCCAGACCUCAUAGCCCAGCAACAGGACAAGAACGAGCUACUGGUGCAGUCCAUCACAGAACACAAGCCACUGGUGGACAAGCUGACCAAGACUGGAGAGGCUCUGAUCAGACUGACCAACGACGAGGACGGAGCCAAGGUACAGGAGAUACUGGACUCUGACAACGCCAGGUACGCAGCGCUGCGGUUGGAACUGCGGCAGAGACAACAGGCACUGGAAAAGGCUCUACAGGAGUCGAGCCAGUUCUCGGACAAGCUGGAAGGCAUGUUGCGAGCUCUCGCCAACACAGCUGACCAGGUGUCCGGGGCCGAGCCAGUGUCCGCUCACCCUCCCCGCAUACGAGACCAGAUAGAGGAGAACAACGCCAUGGUAGAGGACCUGGACAAGCGAGAGGAGGCGUUCCAAGCGGUGAAGCGGGCGGCUAACGAUGUUAUCAACAAGGCUCCUAACGCAGCCGAUCCAGCUGUCAAAGACAUAAAACGUAAGCUGGAGCGGCUCAACAGUCUGUGGGGUGAGGUGCAGCGCGCGACGCAGGACCGCAGUCGCAGCCUGGAGGAGGCGCUGGCCAUCGCAGAGAAGUUCUGGGAAGAGCUGCAGAGCGUGAUGGCCACUCUGCGGGAUCUGCAGGACAGUCUGCAGGCGCAGGAGCCUCCUGCAGUACGUCCCGAGGAGAUACAACAACAGCAAGAGGCGCUGCAGGAGAUCAGGGCGGAGAUUGACCAGACCAAGCCGGAGGUUGAGCAGUGUCGUGCGACUGGUCAAAGUCUCAUGAAGAUCUGCGGAGAACCAGACAAACCAGAGGUCAAGAAACACAUCGAGGACCUAGACUCCGCUUGGGACAAUGUCACUGCGUUGUUCGCCAAACGGGAGGAGAACCUCAUACACGCCAUGGAAAAGGCUAUGGAGUUCCACGAGACCCUGCAGGAGCUGCUGGAGUUCUUGGAAAGAGCCGAGGACAAGUUCGCCAGUCUGGGUCCGCUGGGAUCGGACAUUGACGCAGUCAAGCGACAGAUAGCUCAACUCAAGGCUUUCAAACUAGAAGUCGACCCACACAUGGUCAAGGUGGAGGCUCUUAACAGGCAAGCGCAAGAGUUGACCGAGCGCACAUCAGCAGAGCAGGCGGCUGCACUCAAGGAGCCGCUGUCCUUGGUGAACCAACGCUGGGACGAGCUGUUGCGCGGCGUGGUCGAGCGCCAACGCCAGCUGGAGAAUGCCCUGCUGCGUCUCGGACAGUUCCAACACGCCUUGCAGGAGCUGAUGGCCUGGAUAGAGGCUACAGACCGCACCUUGGAGAGAGACCUGCGUCCCGUGGCUGGCGACCCGCAGCUGCUGGAGGUGGAGCUCGCCAAACUCAAGGUGCUUGUGAACGACAUACAAGCGCACCAGUCGAGUGUUGAUACACUGAACGAUGCAGGACGUCAGCUGAUAGAGUCUGGGCGAGGUAGCGACGAGGCGUCGUCUACACAGGACAAACUUUCAACCCUUAACAGACGGUGGCGAGAGCUGCUGCAGAAGGCUGCGGACAGACAGACUGAACUGGAGGAAGCGUUGCGGGACGCUCACAGGUUUGCUGCGGAGAUACAAGACCUACUGUCCUGGCUGGGAGAGGUGGACGGUGUGAUAGCCGCCAGCAAACCAGUCGGUGGACUUCCAGAAACUGCUAGUGAACAGCUGGAGAGGUUUAUGGAAGUGUACAACGAGCUAGAAGAGAACCGGCCCAAGGUCGAGACAGUGUUGGCCCAGGGACAGGAGUACCUCAAGAAGUCACCACCAGGAGCAGCAGGCAACCUACAGACCAAUCUACGCACACUCAAGCAGCGAUGGGACAACGUCACUGCUCGUGCCAACGACAAGAAGAUCAAACUGGAGAUUGCACUGAAGGAGGCAACAGAAUUCCAUGACGCUUUGCAGUCGUUCGUGGACUGGCUGACCAACGCUGAGAAGACACUGUCCGGCUUGAAGCCUGUGUCGCGUGUUCUGGAGACAAUACUGCAACAGAUCGAGGAACACAAGGCGUUCCAGAAAGACGUGGGUGUUCACCGUGAGACCAUGCUACAUCUCGACAAGAAGGGAACGCACCUCAAGUACUUUAGUCAGAAGCAAGACGUCAUUCUGAUAAAGAACUUGCUCAUCAGUGUCCAACAUCGAUGGGAGAGAGUUGUGUCUAAGAGUGCGGAGAGAACUCGAGCACUCGACCAUGGAUACAAAGAGGCUAGAGAGUUCCACGAUUCCUGGUCAAACCUGAUGGGCUGGCUGAACGACACGGAGAAAUCCCUGGACGAGUUGGAAGUUGAGGCAUCUAGCAUUGGAAACGACCCUGAGCGCAUCAAACAACGACUGGCCAAGCACCGAGAGUUCCAGCGAGCGCUGAGUGGCAAACAGGCUACUUACGAUUCCACCAUGCGUGCCGGCAAGACGCUCAAGGAACGAGCGCCCAAGACUGACGAGCCGGCGCUGCGCCAGAUGAUGAACGAUCUGAAGGACAAGUGGAACACAGUGUGCGCCAAGUCUGUGGAUAGACAACGCAAGUUAGAAGAAGCUCUUCUAUUCUGUGGACAGUUCAAGGACGCUUUGGAAGCCUUGUUGGAUUGGCUGCAGAAGAAGGAGAAGGAGCUCGGAGACGACUCGCCAGUCCAUGGAGACUUGGACACUGUCGUGGCCCUGGUUGACCAACACAAGGCUCUGGAGGAGGACCUAGCAAGCAGAGCAGCUCAGAUGGAGUCUGUGCGCAGAACUGGCCAGGAACUAAUGGAGAAGGCCAGCUCAGCUGACGCAGCCACCAUCCGUAGUCAACUGAGCGAACUCAACUCGCUGUGGUCUCGCACCAACAAGCUGGCCGAGCGCAAGAGCACUCGACUGCAAGAGGCACUCAAGGCAGCGGAGAAACUACACAAGCAGGUGAACAUGCUGCUAGAGUGGCUCUCUGAUGCCGAGAUGAAGCUGAGGUUCGUCAACUCUCUACCUGAAGACGACCAAGAGACUCGGAACUACCUUGCGGAACAUGCCAAGUUUAUGAGGGAGAUGAAUGAGAAAGAGAGGGAGAAGGACGCUACGAUCGCCCUUGCUCACCAGAUACUGGCCAAGGCGCAUCCAGACGCAGUGCCUAUCAUCAAACACUGGAUCACCAUCAUACAGGCACGCUGGGACGAGGUGUCCACUUGGGCUAAACAGAGGGAACAAAAGCUGCAGCAACAUCUGCAGUCGCUGCAAGACUUGGACACACUACUGGAGGAGUUGCUCGCGUGGUUGGCAGGACUGGAGUCUACGCUGAUCACGCUGGAGGCUGAGCCGCUGCCAGAGGACAUUCCCACCAUUCAACAGCUGAUUGUCGACCAUAACGAGUUUAUGGAGAACACCGCCACGCGCACCUCUGAGGUGGACAUGGUAUGCAAGAGCCGUCAGCCGCCUGCACUCACCAAGCAAGAGAGCGCUCGUAAGAUGUCCGGCAAGAAGAUGAGCACAACUUCGGAAGACGUGCGCGGCAGCUCACAAGAUCUGCACGACGUGACACGCAAAGCAAGUUUGAAGGCAUCAAGGGAUAACUUGGCGGAUCGUCGCGGAAGUCGAGCCAGCGUGACAACCCGUGAUAAGCAGCCUGACAAUCUGCCUCAUUACGGUCCUCGGUUCCCACCUAAGGGAAGCAAAGGUGCCGAACCAGUGUUCCGCAACCCACACUGUCGUCUGCUAUGGGACAGGUGGCGUCACGUGUGGCUGAUGGCGUGGGAACGUCAGCGUCGUCUGCAAGAGCGACUCACCUACCUGGAGGAACUGGAGAAGGUCAAGAACUUCUCAUGGGAUCAGUGGCGCAAGAGGUUCCUCAAGUUCAUGAACCACAAGAAGUCACGUCUGACAGAUCUGUUCCGCAAGAUGGACAAGAACAACGACGGACUCAUCCCGAGGGACGACUUCAUCGACGGAAUCAUCAAAACCAAAUUCGACACAAGCAAAAUGGAGAUGAACGCAGUGGCCGACAUGUUUGACCACAACAACGAAGGCUUCAUCGACUGGAAGGAGUUCAUUGCGGCGUUACGGCCCGACUGGCAAGAGAAGCCCCCGACCACCGAAGCUGAGAAGAUACACGACGAAGUGAAGAGGCUUGUUAUGCUGUGUACUUGCAGACAGAAGUUCAGAGUGUUCCAAGUAGGAGAGGGCAAGUACAGGUUCGGUGACAGUCAAAAGCUGCGUCUGGUUCGUAUCCUGCGCUCGACUGUGAUGGUCCGUGUCGGCGGAGGUUGGGUUGCGCUCGAUGAGUUCCUCGUCAAGAACGACCCGUGCAGAGCCGAGGAGGUUCUGAACAUUCUGAUGCCGAUAUUCGAGACGUUGAGGCAACAAGAGUCAUUGCCUUGUUCCUACCCGUUGGCUAUGGGUGGCCGGCAACCCAUGGGUAUGGGUAUGCCCAUCACGGCAGCUUACACUUGCUCUGGGGGUCACUGGGUAAGGGAGCGCAGUGCUCGCAGUGUGCCGAUGGCCAGGUCCGGUCGCAUGUCAGGAACUCCUGACUCACUCAGUGACAACGAGAGCUCGCCACUGUACUCCCGCACUCCCAGGAAGGUGUCUACACCCAGCGGACGACGGUCCAGUCUCACGCCAGGUGGCAGUCUGCCUGGUAGUCGCAACAACAGCCGACCUCCCAGCCGCACUGGCAGCAAACCUCCCAGUCGUCACGGCUCCAACCUCUCUCUUGCCAGUUCCGAUGAUGGAACACCUAGUCGUAUCCCGAGGAGGUCGUUGACAGGGACACGCUCGGCCAGUGGGUCGGCCACGCCGCGCAAGCUCACAGUACCGACCCUCAACGGCAGUGCGAGUCGUACGAGAUCACCGUCCGGCCUCACCACUUCCUCCGCAUCAACGGCGUCUGCUAGGUCGUCUAUACCAAGGGCAUCUAGCAUCCCUACCAUAGCAUCUAACUCCACCUCCACCACCCCUGCCAGCCGGUCUCGUAUCCCAGUCUAUGUCGGGUUGGCAAUGAUGGAUGCCGUGCCAGUUUCUUCUUCUUCUUCCUCUGGCUGGACUUCAGGAAUACCUACUCCUUCAUCUAACAUUCCUCGACCUAUAAGGACAAGAACUCCGUCAGGAUCAUCGACCCCGGUGCCGGGAGGUCUGUCGUCGACCAAGGUUACUCGUAAGCCAUCCGGCGCAUCCGACACUUCGACUGGCGCAGCUCGACGGGCGUCCUCCAAGUCUUCCACGCCUACAGACCCUCGCGCACCAUUCCGUCUCUGAACUCUCGCUCACUACUUUGAAUCUCCAACUACUUAAUAGAUUUAUGAUACAAAAAAUCAGCGUGGAAUAGUCUUAGAGGCUGUUCCGCUCGGAACUAAAAAGACAUAGUUUAACUCUAUUAAUAUUAUAUUACCAUUAGUAACAAGUAACUCGACCUACCGUGUACAGUCGUAACGAGUAGGAUAACGACUAAACAUUUUACGUUGCGAACGUAUAUGCUAAUUCGAAUAUACUAAAAGUAUUUUUUGCAUUGCGAACUAAUAUUGUAAAUACGAGAUUGGAUUGAGGAGAAACAAGUGCCAUUGCUCAUUCGUGAAAGAUUUUUAUUGAGAAUCAAAGCAAAUAUGUAUUUAAAUCAAAUGUUAUAUAGUGUUAGCUGUUAAUUUAUUAAUACACUUUUUGUAUUGCGUAGUUAUUUUCUAAGAGUUGGGUUAGUUACUUUUUUAAAUUUUGGCUAUCCCAAGAAA